Messenger RNA from Huiozyma naganishii CBS 8797, 1302 nucleotides. RefSeq names its product protein farnesyltransferase (gene RAM1). The transcript has a single exon. Lineage: Eukaryota; Fungi; Ascomycota; Saccharomycetes; Saccharomycetales; Saccharomycetaceae. Bases 1 to 1302 code for a protein of 433 amino acids. Gene Ontology annotation, cellular component: protein farnesyltransferase complex. Gene Ontology annotation, molecular function: protein farnesyltransferase activity. The record is from RefSeq and is a predicted model, not a curated record. Gene Ontology annotation, biological process: protein farnesylation.
AUGGAUCAGUCGCAAUUGAGAAGGGCGAGGUUUAUAGACUCGUCCUUGCUCGGACGUAAACGUUCCGUUCAAGAACAAAUUGCUGCGGAAGGUGGUCAAGGAGCGGCAGAAGAGGAAGUUAUACCGAUCAUGAAAGAGGUAGAGACUGAGACAACCAUUGAUCGUCAGAAGGUACUUAUGUCCUGUAAGGAGCUUUUGCAAUGCGAAAUCGAACCGUUACACAAGGACUUUCACAGAGAGUAUCUCGAUUACGUUCUUGCGCAGCCAUUGCCGCCGCAAAUGACUGCACUAGAUGCAUCACAACCCUGGAUGCUAUAUUGGGUCGCAAAUUCCUUGGCAUCUUUGAAUGAAGAAUGGCUCAAUGAUGAUGUUAAGAUUAUGAUGGCAAAGAAGCUGAAUGUCAUCGGGUCUUCAAAAACGGAGAAAAUGGGCCCAUUUGGUGGUGGUAUAGGUCAAAUGCCACAUAUAGCGGGGACUUAUGCCUCCAUAAACGCACUUGCAUUAUGCGGUAAUAUCGAAAACUGCUGGGAUUACAUCGACAGGGAAUCCAUUUAUCAAUGGUUGCUCUCAUUGAAGCAAUCCAAUGGUGGCUUCAAAACCUGUGUAGAAGUUGGAGAAGUGGAUACAAGAGGUGUAUACUGUGCACUAAGUAUCGCAUCUAUGCUCAAUAUCAUGACCGAAGAGUUAGUACAAGGAGUCGUGCAGUAUCUUGUGUCCUGUCAAACUUAUGAAGGUGGAUUUGGUGGCUGUCCACAGGAAGAUGAGGCGCACGGCGGGUAUACCUUUUGUGCCGUAGCCAGUUUAAUGAUUUUGGAUGCAUUAGACCAGAUCAAUGUCGAUAAACUUCUCGAAUGGUGUAGCGCACGCCAAUUGAACGAGGAAAAGGGACUAAAUGGGAGGAACAAUAAGCUAGUUGACGGUUGCUACAGCUUCUGGGUCGGGGCUACAGGAGCGAUACUGGAGACCAAGGGAUACGUGUGCCCAAUCGAUAAGAACGCAUUACACGAGUACAUCUGCCAAUGCUGUCAAGAUCCGGCCAUGCCAGGCCUUCGCGACAAACCCGGUAAGCACGCAGAUCUGUACCAUACGAACUACGUUUUACUGGGACUGGCAAUUACAGAAGCUAUAUACACGGAGACAUCGCAAGAUGGCCCUGUUCGAAGUUCCCCAGCGCUCCACAUCGAAUCCACUACCAACACUAAACUACGAUUCAAGACAUCAGGUCUUUCACCAAUCAACCCGGUUUACGGAGUGCCUGUUGUAAAUCUGAGACAGUUUGCCGAGUACUUCCACCAUAAAUAA